AUGUGGACAACCACCUGUGGCCUCCGGGGCAAGAAGCUCCACUGGGCCAUCACCUUCACUUCCGUCGUCGGUUUCUCCCUGUUCGGUUACGAUCAGGGUCUGAUGUCCGGUAUCUUGCAAGGUUCUUCUUUCAUCGGCGAAUUCCCCGUCCUCGACAAGUCCUUGGGUGAUGAGCAACACGUCUCCGUCCUGCAGGGUGCCGUCACCGCCUGCUACGAACUGGGGUGCUUCUUCGGCGCCAUCUUCACCCUGUGCUUCGGUCAGCGCACCGGCCGGACUCCCCUGCUGGUUGCUGGUGGACUGCUGAUGGUGCUGGGUACCGUCAUCUCCACCGCCGCCUUCGGUGAGUCCUGGGGUCUGGGCCAGUUCGUCAUCGGUCGUGUCAUCUCCGGUCUUGGAAACGGCAUGGACACGGCCACCAUCCCCGUCUGGCAGUCCGAGUGCUCCCGCGCCCACAACCGUGGAUUCCUUGUCUGCUUCGAGGGUGCCAUUAUUGCUGUCGGUACUUUCAUCGCCUACUGGAUCGAUUUCGGUCUGUCCUACGUCAACUCCUCCGUCCAAUGGCGGUUCCCCGUCGCCUUCCAGAUCAUCUUCGCCGUCAUGGUUACUGCUGGUGCCCUGAUGCUGCCCGAGUCGCCCCGUUGGUUCAUGAUGCAGGGUAAGGAUGAUGAGGCCCUCCAGAUCUUGGCCCAGCUGAACGACAGCUCGGUCGACGCCGAGGACACCCUUCGGGACUACAACCUGAUGAAGGCCGAUAUGAGGGCGGCCGAGGCCCAGCAGUCCGGCAGCUGGAAGACCCUCUUCACCUUCGGCAAGACCCAGGAGUUCCAACGUAUGAUGAUUGGUUGCUCCGGUCAGUUCUUCCAGCAAUUCACUGGUUGCAACGCUGCCAUCUACUACUCCACCCUCCUUUUCGAGAACAACCUGCACAUGGAGCACAAGUUGUCCCUGAUUCUGGGUGGUGUCUUCGCCACCGUCUACGCUCUCGCCACCAUUCCCUCGUUCUUCAUGGUUGAGAGGGUUGGUCGCCGCAACCUGUUCCUGAUCGGAUUCCUCGGUCAGGGUCUGUCGUUCAUUAUCACCAUGGGCUGCUUGAUCGACGAGAGCACCCAGAACGCCAAGGGUGCCGCCGUCGGUAUCUUCCUGUUCAUCUGCUUCUUCGCCUUCACCACCCUCCCGCUGCCCUGGAUCUACCCGCCCGAGAUCAACCCUCUCCGCACCCGUACCAUGGCGGCCUCGGCCUCCACCUGCACCAACUGGAUCACCAACUUUGCGGUCGUCAUGUUUACUCCCGUGUUCUCCGACGCCAGCCCCUGGGGUAUCUACUUGUUCUUCGCCCUCGUCAACUUCGUCGGCAUUCCCUUCGCCUACUUCUUUUACGUUGAGACCGCUGGUCGUGAUCUCGAGGAGGUCGAUAUCAUCUUCGCCAAGGCUCACGUCGAGAAGAAGUGGCCCUUCCAGAUCGCCCAGCAGAUGCCCAAGCUCACCGUCGCGCAAAUCCACGAGAUGCAGUCCGACUUGGGUCUGUCCGUCCCCGAUGCGCACCACGCUUCGGAGGCCGAGAAGGUCGAGAUGGCCACCAGCAGUGGCGAGAGCGAGGACAAGAACGCCUCCGACUAA
Messenger RNA from Penicillium argentinense, 1620 nucleotides. Its product is annotated as sugar porter family MFS transporter. Gene Ontology annotation, molecular function: carbohydrate:proton symporter activity. Gene Ontology annotation, biological process: transmembrane transport; carbohydrate transport. Lineage: Eukaryota; Fungi; Ascomycota; Eurotiomycetes; Eurotiales; Aspergillaceae. Gene Ontology annotation, cellular component: membrane. The record is from RefSeq and is a predicted model, not a curated record. The coding region runs from base 1 to 1620 and encodes 539 amino acids. The transcript has a single exon.